Molecule: messenger RNA, 312 nt
Organism: Nicrophorus vespilloides
Lineage: Eukaryota; Metazoa; Arthropoda; Insecta; Coleoptera; Silphidae
Exons: 2
Coding region: 1-312 (103 amino acids)
Source: RefSeq, a predicted model, not a curated record
AUGGCUGUGAAAUAUUCAAAGGAUUGGGAUAUUGAACAGUAUUAUGACGAAACAGAGCCACUUCAUCACUGGCUGCUCAGAAAGGAGUUUAUGAUUGCACACAAGGGGCAAUUCUCAGAGGAAUACUUGGUUGGACUAGCAAGAACUUUCAUAAAUAUAGAGAUGCUAGGCUGUGUGUAUCCCACGGAGAUAAUGGAGAGAGUUGCAGAGUUGUCAAAAGAUAUUGCCGCUAAAUACAGGGAAUCCAAGAAAACUAAAAUACAGAGGACUCUUGUAAGCGCAAAGAGCGUAGCGGAAAAAAGAUUUCAGUGA